Xenopus laevis (African clawed frog) is the source of this 3563-nucleotide messenger RNA. It is a transcript of the gene amd1.L, whose product is annotated as adenosylmethionine decarboxylase 1 L homeolog. The coding region runs from base 382 to 1305 and encodes 307 amino acids. The record is from RefSeq and is a predicted model, not a curated record. The transcript is spliced from 9 exons. Gene Ontology annotation, biological process: spermidine biosynthetic process; spermine biosynthetic process. Gene Ontology annotation, molecular function: adenosylmethionine decarboxylase activity. Lineage: Eukaryota; Metazoa; Chordata; Amphibia; Anura; Pipidae. Gene Ontology annotation, cellular component: cytosol.
UCGUCGCUUUACACAGUAUGGCCGGCGAUAUUAGCUAGCGCUCGCUCAACCGCGUUCUCUGUAACGGGGAAUAAAACAGGGAAAAAAAAAAUAGACUUUAGCGGAGAAUUUAACUAUCCAUCGUAAACAACAACGAUAAUAUCCGAACGUCACCUUCAAUAAAGCAAUUAUCGGCGUAAAAUAUUUACAGGCUGAAUUUCAAAUCUAAUUAGAAGCUAAGAAUUCUAUUUAAGUAACGGACCAGAAAAAAAAAAAAAAGAACCGAGAAGGAAAUUAUCAGCAGGUAGUUAUUUUUUUCCGUUUGAAGUUAUUUUCUGCGUUGUCGGUGGGUCUCCGGCUGCCCGAGGAGAGAGAGAGAGAGAGAGAGAGGCGGGCGACAAGAUGAAGAUGGAGGAGAGCGCCGCGCACUUCUUUGAGGGAACCGAGAAGCUGCUGGAGUUGUGGUUUAGCCAACAGGACGUGAGCAAAGGAUCCGGGGACCUCCGUGACAUCCCAAGGUUUGAGUGGGACAAACUUUUGGAGAAUGUGCAUUGUUUGAUCAUAAGUGUGACGAAAACUGACAAGCAGGAAGCUUAUGUACUCAGUGAGAGUAGCAUGUUUGUCUCCAAGAGACGUUUCAUUUUGAAGACAUGUGGUACCACCCUCUUACUGCAAGCACUGGUUCCCCUGUUAGAGCUCGCCAGAGAGUAUUGCGGGUUUGAUGGCAUCCAAAACUUUUUUUAUUCCCGCAAGAAUUUUAUGAAACCAAACCAUCAAGAAUACCCGCAUCGGAAUUUCCACGAAGAAGUUGAAUUCCUAAAUCAAAUUUUUCCCAAUGGAGCAGCAUAUUGCAUGGGGCGAAUAAAUUCUGAUUGCUGGUAUUUGUAUACUCUGGACAUUCCAGAUGAAUAUGUUAUCAGUCAACCAGAUCAGACAUUGGAAAUUCUAAUGAGUGAGCUUGACCCAGAAGUUAUGGACCAGUUCUACAUGAAAGAGGGUGUUACUGCAAAUGAUGUCACUCGUGUGAGUGGAAUUCGUGACCUGAUAACAGGUUCUGUCAUUGAUGCUACAAUGUUCAGCCCUUGUGGUUAUUCAAUGAAUGGGAUGAAAUCAGAUGGAACUUACUGGACUAUUCACAUCACUCCAGAACCAGACUUUUCAUAUGUUAGUUUUGAAACAAAUGUAUCUCUAACAACCUACGAUGAUCUGAUUAGUAAAGUUGUGGAUGUUUUCAAGCCAAGGAAAUUUGUGACCACCCUCUUUGUUAAUCAGCUGCAGGUACCUCGGGAUCAACUGUGUACAGGGCACAACUCAGAUGCGGCCUGAAGCAGCCAUGGUCUCCUGUGGCCAGUCUUGUUACCUCCUGGAAGACCUUUUACAGUAAGAGGGAACACCAUGCAUAACUUGCGAUAAGGUUGAACCCACUAUGAUUGCCAACUGUGCUGUCUUCUCAGAUCCCUUAAAAACCAGUGCAAAUGGCACCUAGUGCUUAUAUUACUUAAGAGCUGCAUGCUCUGGUUUCUGGUUGUCUCCCACUGUAGAAAAUGCAACUACCAACCAGCCUGAGCCUGUCAAACUAGUAUACACCGUACAUAUUAUAUGAUGGGACUAGGGGGAAACAGGACCUUGUCUUGGAAAUGGUAAAUGUAGUCUGAUCUGCCGUUUCUAAUGGAAUCUUACAUGUGUGUUUUUUUUUUUUUUUUUUAAUAAAGAGUUCUAAAUGUCGUACAACAUUCAGUUGUGCUCAGAAGAUUGAAGGCUUUAGACGUGUGGAUCGGCAGUUUGCGCAGUUCAAUGACUACAAUUUUGUUUUCACCAGUUUUGCCAAGAUCCAGCCACAGCAGAGUUGAUUAGAAGUAAUGAAGAAGAAACGCAAAAAGAAAACUAAUGGUAGAGGUGGUGGGUGCUUUUUAGAUACCGGGGGCCAUGCUUUCUACAUCCAUCACCUAGUAGUUGCUGGAAGCCCUAAAUAUAAUCCUAGUAUGAGUUUAAAUUGUAUCCAUUAUUAUAACAAGGAGAUAGAUAACUUGCAUGAAUGCUCUCUCCCGUGUGUAGGUAUUCUAUGCCACUCUUGCUGUGAAAUUAAAGUGCAUGUAGAUGCGUUAAACACAGACUGUAUGAGACUCAAUAGCACAUGUAAAAAUGCACAUUGUUGUACACAUCGCAUCUGUUUUUUACAGGCAUCUCCAAAAAUUCACCACAGACAAGGUUUUCGGCCACCCUAAUUUUGGUCUUAGAAUUAAAUUGCAUGGUAAUCCUCAUACAAUCAGGCCUGUAUUGCAGGGCCAUGAGUAGUAUUUUUUUUCACUGUAAAAAAACGGUUUUAUUACAAAAUCCAACAGUUUGGUGCUAGCACCUGCUCAAGUUAUUUCUUUGGAGUGGAUUUAUAUCCUUUCAAUGUAUUUCACUGAUGGUGCUAGGCUUAUUACAGAAACAUCAUUCAUUAAAACAGUAGAGAUACGCUAGUGAUAGGAUAAAUUGAUGCAGGAAAGAUCAACCUCAUGAAAUCUAACAUGAUCCAGGCCUUUUUGUCUUUAACUGGAGUGUUCUCUGCAAAACAUUAGCUGUUUCUAACUGUAAACAAUAUGCUGUAACCCAGCUCAGAUCCUGCUCCAGUUUGCAUCCCAUUUGAAAUGAAUGCCUUUUCAUCUGUCUAAAAAGGAAACCUGUGACAUUGUGCAUGUGACAACUAUGCUGUAUUUGGCAGUGCUGUAACCUCAUGCACUCUCCCUUGUGAAUUGGUGUGGUGAUUUCCUUUAUACCAUGAUUAGGUAGCUUUAUGUGAUGAACAUUGGGACUUACUGGGACAGCUCAAAUGCUUAGGCUUCGUUAUUUUGUAAUUCAAUUGGAAAUGAAUUGUUGGUUAGCCUUAGUUAGAUAAGGCUUUCCAAAACUUGCCUAGCUCUGAACUGACCUCUUGAACUGUUUUGACAUUCCCACUGUCUUUCUGUAAUACUGUCUAUAUCCUUUUGCAUAUAGUUCAGUUAUAUUCCAUGUCUUUAUCAACACUUUUUAUAGUGUUUAGAACAAUAAUAUAGGGGUUGUACCAUCUGUUAUUUUUUGUAAGCAUACAUUUUUUUUAAAGCUUUCUGUUGCUCCUCUGGGAUAUUUCUAGUGCUUCUUUUUGAGGACCAAUAUUUUGCAUAGUUAAUGUUUUUGCUGUCUAAAUAACGCAAACCCCUUAAACAAUGGGCUGCAAUUGUAGCAGGUUUCAGAGUAUGAGCAUGGUCAUGGUGAUGACAUCCCAAACAGACAUUGUAUUUGGCUGCCUUUUAUCAAAGUCACAUGAUUCCCAUGCCUGUAAAAUGCAACCUGUUGGAAGAUGAAUUCUGUUAAAGUCGGUUUGGGAAAGCAUUUUCCAUAAGGGUUUAUACAUUGAAAAGUCCAUUAUAUUGCACUAUACUGAAUCAUCCCUAGGUACUAUGUACACAUCAAAAGAAACAAUUGAAAACUAAAAAAUGAUGUUCUCUUGGGGAGAGGGGAGUUUGUCUCAAAUCUUUGUUAAACUCUUGAUCAAUUGUAAUGUACUUAAAAUCUCUGUACCAUCUACCUAAUGCUUAAAUAAAACAGUGCUUAAUUAAUUA